Messenger RNA from Danio aesculapii, 3582 nucleotides. RefSeq names its product XK-related protein 8-like. NCBI's taxonomy places the organism in Eukaryota, Metazoa, Chordata, Actinopteri, Cypriniformes, Danionidae. Bases 174 to 1415 code for a protein of 413 amino acids. The record is from RefSeq and is a predicted model, not a curated record. Gene Ontology annotation, biological process: apoptotic process involved in development; phosphatidylserine exposure on apoptotic cell surface; engulfment of apoptotic cell. The transcript has 3 exons. Gene Ontology annotation, cellular component: plasma membrane.
UUCAUGCAAGUCUGUUCACAUGUUUAGGUGGCGUCACAUGACUUAUUCAAAACGGGAAGGACUUUAGGCGUGGGUCCAAAGGUUACUUUCUGUUUCAGCUUUGUUCAAGUGUAUAAAAAUGCACUGUGUGUUUACACUGUCACGCCAUAACGUUUCUUCCACUAGACCGAAUCAUGGAGGAGAGCUUUCCUUUUCAUUACUCUUUAUGGGAAUACCUGUUUUCUUGGGUGGGAUUGUUAUUUUUCCUGCUGGAUAUAGUAAUGGACAUCUUGACUGUUGUGUCGCUUUAUCAGGAGGAGAAUUAUGUGUCUAUGGGGCUGAUGAUCUUUUUUCUACUGGGCUCCUCAGUGUUAUUACAGGUAUUCAGUUGGAUCUGGUACUCUGAUUCUCUGGAUGAGCUUGAAACUGAGGUGGAGAAAUUUGCAAAGGAAAAAAAAUUGAUGAAACCAUUCCACUUUCUGCAGCUUGGGGUCUACCUCAGGUAUACUGGGCUGAUGGAGAUCUCUACAACGCAUUUUUUUCGUCAGACUAAUACUUUCACCGAGGGUGUAACUGUGUACCUCAGCCAUGAUCUUCAGAUGCUUCGUCUAUUUGAGGCGUUUGCUGAAAGUGCUCCACAGCUCAUACUCAUGAUGACUUUAAUUCUACAAAGAGGAGAGUUGGAGAUUUUAACAGGUUUAAAACUCCUCUCAUCAGUGGCCUCAAUUGCCAGUACCGUUGCCAUGUAUCACCGCAGCAUGCGUGCUUUUCUUGAAGACAAACGCAAGAUGAGCUGGACCUCGACUGCUUUCUACUUCCUGUGGAACUUUCUGCUGAUGAUUCCCCGUGUGGCCGCUCUGGCUCUCUUCUGCAGUGUAUUCCCGUGCUACAUCGUUGCUCAUUUUCUAUCUUUGUGGAUGGUGCUGGUUUUGGUGGCCUGGAGCCAGAAAACAGAUCUAAUGAAAAGUCAUUGGGAAUGGCUUUACAGAGCUACUGUUGGACUCAUCUGGUAUUUCAGCUGGUUUAACGUGUCGGAAGGAAGUAUCAAAUUAAAGAGUGUCGUUUAUUAUAGUCUCAUGGGUUUGGACACGAUUAUGCUGCUGGGUUUCUGGUGCUGGAAAGUGGUUGAGUGUGCAGACGGUUGGAUUAUGUUAAAUCCUUAUAUAGUGGUUCCAACACUACUGGGUUUGUAUGUAAUUGGAAUUGUAGUGGAAAUAAUAUACUACAAAUGGUUUCAUCCUAACUGUGACAAAAAGAAAAUAUCUGAACCCAGUAAACAAACACCAAUACUUGUCAAAGCAGACUCAGCACGCUAUCGCAGUACGACAGACUUUGCAGUCUUUGAAGAGUUGCCUGCAAUUCCAGACGAAGGUCCUGCUCAACCUGUCACUGGAGCUGUCAAGAGAAGCAGGACUUUAGCUGCUAAUUUCUUCUAGUUAAACAUUUUUAUUCCCCUUCACACAUCUUUCCAACAUCCCUCAUCCUUUUCCCAAAUCUAUAAUAAUUUAUUACACAGAAAAUACCUUUAUUUAUUAUUAUUUUUUUUACAAAAACAUUUUGCUAAAAAGUAUUUUAGAUUAUUUAAACAUGAUGGUCCCACCUUUUUGUGUCUUUAAAUACCAUGUACUUGCAUUAAAAGAGAUGAACUAUUAGAUAGAGGGUACUUAUGUUGUUUUGCAAAACUUUUUGCUGUUGUUGUUUAGAUAUGAUAUGGGGUCUGUUUCGGCGAUGCAGUGGAACAGUAGGUAGUGCUGUCACCUCACAGCAAGAAAGUCGCUGGUUCGAGCCUCGGCUGGGUCAGUUGGCGUUUCUGUGUGGAGUUUGCAUGUUCUCCCUGCGUUCGGUGGGGUUUCCUUCGGGUGCUCCGGUUUCCCCCACAGUCCAAAGACAUGCGGUACAGGUGAACUGGGUAGGCCAAAUUGUCCAUAGUAUAUGUGUGUAUGUAAUUCCCAGUGAUGGGUUGCAGCUGGAAGGGCAUCCGCUGCAUAAAACAAAUGCUGGAUAAGGUGGCGGUUCAUUCCGCUGUGGUGACCCCAGAUUAAUAAAGGGACUAAGCCAAAAAGAAAAUGAAUGAAUGAAUAGGGCCCGUUUCAGAAAGGAGGUUAAGUGAAACCCUGAAAUGAGAGAAACUCUGGAUUUUCCGUUUCAAAAUGGCAGGUUUGUUAAACUUGAGAAAGCAGGGUAAGUUAAGCCUGUUUCUGAAAGAGAGGUAACUUUAACUCAGAGUCAGUUACCGUAGUAACUUUGUGAACCUAACCUGGUCAGGAGCAGGUUUUAUUCUCUAAACUCAGAGUUUCUGUCGAUCUCCUCCCCUUUUUUAAAGACGAAGUGGCAUUUCUCGCCUUAGCCUUAUGCUUCCAUCCAUCUAUUUUAAGUGAAGUUUCACAAACUAAUUUCGAGAGGAGCACAUGAUAUGAUUGACUGCAGCUGGCCACCCAUCUACAUUCAUUAGUUAGCCAAUCAGAUUAAUCCCAACUCACUAUAAGUAGCCUAGCUAGAACUACUCUCUUAUCUUUGUUUCCCGAAGAAACCCCCCAUCCACCCCUUCUCCUCCUUUCCUCCUUUACCACGGGGAGCUCUCGAGAACCACCUGAUAUUGUACUCCCCUCACAUGCUCUAUGGACCAGGCGGGAGCCCUGGGCUCAACUAUCUCCGAGCUCAGGGUUCUCUCCUGGGACAGCAUGCCAAACCUGCUAACAGUUGUCAAACAAUAUCUAAGUGUGAACUCUUGAAUGCUCCUUUUGGAGAUGCGCAUAAAAAUGAUUGAUGGAAAGUCAUGAUGCACGUAACUUUUGAAAAUAGGCAUAAAACCCAAUGCGCAUAACUGAGUAGGAUAAACAUUUAUUCAAUAGAAAAGAUGUGCAUUAUCUACGAUGUAAACACUUUUACUGAACAAAUUACAGUAUGUGCAUUAAAAAAAAGGUUUGUUAUAAGAGACGGUGAUGAAAAUAUGUGUGAAUGGACAAACCAGCAGGCCGAGCAUACUGUAACACAUCUGAAAUGUUGUUUUGGUCAUUCAUUCUAAAACGCCUUAACCAUUUCAGUAUUAAUGUAUAUUAUAUUAUUAAUGACCUCUAGAGCGUCUGGAGCUUGUCAAGAGCGUCUUUUCUCCGCAUCUCAUGGCUUCAAACACCCCCACGCAUUCAUUGUGUGUCAGCAUUGUCUUCUGAGGCGCAAGAACAGGUUAUUCGGGCUAAAAUUGGGUUACACGUAGCCGGGCUAGAUCUGGUCUAUACUUCACCUAGCCGGUGAAAUGACGGCUAUUGCUUGCUGGGAUCUGUGCUCCAUUGAUAAUGCCUUUUUAUAGUCACGGUGUGCGCGCUUAACUCUGAGUUGGUCUACUCAAAGUUGAUUGACCUGACUCAGAUCCGCUAUUCUGAAACUGAAAACUUUUUAAUCUCUGUAAAUCAACUCGGAGUUCAAGUUUAAACUCCGAGUUGGUUGAACCUCCUUACUGAAACAGGUCCAUGGUUAGUGUUAGGAACAGAUUUGGAGAAUUAUGUGUAUUUGCGUCAGCAGUAGUUACAGAUGUAUUCCAGAUCUUGAGCCAAGUGUGCCAUUGUCAAAACCUCAAACACAAUAAACAUUUUACAUACAAAUCCA